Messenger RNA from Quercus lobata, 2731 nucleotides. RefSeq names its product novel plant SNARE 11-like. NCBI's taxonomy places the organism in Eukaryota, Viridiplantae, Streptophyta, Magnoliopsida, Fagales, Fagaceae. The transcript has 11 exons. The coding region runs from base 1779 to 2330 and encodes 183 amino acids. The record is from RefSeq and is a predicted model, not a curated record. Gene Ontology annotation, biological process: vesicle fusion. Gene Ontology annotation, cellular component: endoplasmic reticulum membrane; ER to Golgi transport vesicle membrane; Golgi apparatus. Gene Ontology annotation, molecular function: SNARE binding; SNAP receptor activity.
GUGUGAUGAGUGGUGGGGAAUUGUUUUGUGCAUUGUUUUUAAACCCACCGAGGAGCGUAAUCAUGAUUACCAACUGGACUAUCUCUUUGAAGUGGAUGAAUGCCUAAUGACUUAUUACGCAUUUGGACUUGGAGACCCUACUUUUUUUAUUAAAAUUACGGCAGAAUAUGGAGGGGAAUGGUCUCGUACAUAUUAUAUGUCAGAAUAUGUUAAAGUGGAAUCGCAUCAUCUUUGGCUGCAUAGUCUGUCCAAGGAAUGUUUACUUCCAACAGAGAUUGAUAAUAAGCGAUUCCAUGAAGUUGAGCUUGAAAUAGAGACCGGGCGCAUGGAGGUGGAGAAAAUUGGGCUUCGUGUGGUAUAAAAGCAAGACAUUGAAGAUCCCAAUUGAGAUGCUUUCUUCAGUUGGUGAUGAAAUCUAGGGUUUGAAGAUCCCAACCAAAAUAUGCGAAGCCCAUGAUGAGGAUGAUGGGGAAUUCUUUUCUUCACUUCUUUUACCUAAAUUUACAAAAGACACCUUGCCUUGUUCAGAUGUUGAUUUUCCUCAAUGAUUUGCACACCUACGUAUAAUUGAAGUUAGAUAAACGAAGGCCUGUUUGUUCUUUCUCUAAAAGGAGCAGCAAUAGAAGUGUUCCCAUCAUCCGUUGGACGUUUGACUGCCCUUCAGGAGUUAAAUCUAAGUGAUUGCAAAAAUCUUGUGUCUUCCUAGCAACAUUUGUAGUUUGAAGAUGCUAAAAAAUCUUCAUCUUUUUGAAUGCUCAAAAUUUGUCAACUUGCCAGAGAAUCUAAGGAAUCUUGAAAGCCUGUUUAAUCUUUCUCUAAGAGGAAUAGCAAUAGAAUUGUUGCCAUCUUCCGUUGGACGUUUGACUGCCCUUCGGCAUUUGAAUUUAAGUGAUUGCGAAAAUCUUUUGUGUCUUCCUGAAAGCAUCUCCCAACUCUCUAGAAUUACAAGGCUCAACUUGGAUGGUUGCAAGAGGCUUCGAUGGUUACCAGAUAUUCGGUCACAAGAUUGUAAUAUAAAUGUAAACAACUGUACCACACUGGAGAGAUUCCCAGAAAGCCCAAAAAAUUGUCCCUUCUGGUGUCGUCACUUUGAUUUCUGUGUCGCGUGUGUCAAUUGCUUCAAUAUUCAAUUCUGUGUCAAGGGACUAACAAGUGGUAAAUUAGUGGGGAGAUUACCUUACGUUCUUCCUGUAAAACAAAUUCCAAAUGGAUUUGAAAAGGCCAACAUACGUGAUAGUUCAGUUUUGGCAUCUCCAAGUUUCCACAGAUGCGAUUAUUCAGUGAACAUGCAAUUGCCACGGUCGGGGUUUGAUGAGUUGUGGGCAAUUCUUUUGUGCGUUGUUUUUGUACCCUGCGAGCAUUAUAAUCACUCACAUUAUCUGAUUGAAAUCAAAUCGAAUAAAGUAUGGUUUCAACGUAUUGCGUCAGAAUAUGGUAAAAUUGAAUCGCAUCACCUUGCGCUGAGCCUGCACUAUUUGAAUUUCUUCGAUCUGGAAACCCCUGGCUGGUCUAUUGAUGAGAAGGGAUUCCAUGAAGUUGAGUUUACAAGCUACCGGGAGCGUGGAGGUGGAGACAGUAGGGUUCCGUUUGUUAAACAAGCAAGACAUCACAUCAAAGACUCGGAUGAUUGGGAGGAAGUCUGGGACGAUGGGACACGGGCAUAGAUUGUGAGGAAUCCAGUCAAGAGAAUUUUUUUCCUCAUCUUUUACCUGCUUAUCAAAGAGUUUGACAGAAAAGCCAAGGAUUUGGAGAGUAGAAAUGAUCCGGACACUAACAAGAUGCUGAAUGAGAAAAAACAGUCAAUGAUCAAAGAGUUGAAUUCAUAUGUUGCUCUUAAAAAGCAAUAUGCGUCCAAUCUUGAAAACAAGCGAAUUGAUCUCUUUGAUGGGGGCACGGAAGGAUAUGGUGAAGAUAAUGUCUUGCUAGCAUCAACAGCCAUGACAAAUCAACAGCUAGUAGAUAGUGGAAACCAGAUGAUGGAUGAGACUGAUCAAGCCAUUGAGAGGUCAAAAAAGACUGUUCAAGACACUGUCAAUGUUGGAACAGAGACUGCAGCAGCACUCAAGGCUCAGACUGAACAAAUGAGUCGGGUUGUUAAUGAGCUGGACUCUAUCCAUUUCUCGAUCAAGAAAGCUUCUCAACUUGUGAAGGAACUUGGUAGGCAGGUUGCAACUGAUAAGUGUAUUAUGGCAUUACUCUUCCUUAUUGUUGUUAGAGUCAUUGCCAUCAUUAUUGUUAAGCUCGUGAACCCAAACAACAAGGACAUCAAGGAUAUUCCAGGAUUAGCCCCACCAGCAAUGACUCGGAAAUUACUUUGGAGUGCUAGUUAAAAAUUUAGACAUGGUUCAUCUAAUGAGAUUGUGAUGAUGAUUUGUCAUCUUAUUGGAUGGAAUAGCUUAGCUUGUGAUGCUGUUGGUGGCACCUGUUUUAUAGAGCUAGUCUACUUGAGUAUGGAUUUCAUUCUAGUGAUUUUUCUGCAGAGUGGUCAAACUUUCCCAAACGAUAGUCUCUCAAACAACUGCUGGGAUUCAUUAGCGUCAAUUGGAAGUGGUCUGUUUGAUUACUUCUUCCCGACUGAAAAAUCAUUCCUAUUUGAGGGAAACUAAAAAAUGUGUAGAUUGUGUUGGUUCACACCAUGUAUUUGCUACACUUGUAAGAUAUUUGAUCUACACUUCAUAAUUUAUUUAUAUUUUUUUUGGGAAAAAAUUUUGUUAUUUACUAUUUAUUUUGA